Messenger RNA from Macaca mulatta (Rhesus monkey), 5341 nucleotides. Lineage: Eukaryota; Metazoa; Chordata; Mammalia; Primates; Cercopithecidae. The record is from RefSeq and is a predicted model, not a curated record.
CUGACAGCUCAAUAUUCCAAGUGUCUGUGGCCAGCCCUAGUGGAAGACGCACAGAGGGCUGGAUGUACAGGUCUAACACGUGGAGCAGAGAUCUGGACCAGACACAGGCCUAUGAGUUGCCAGCCUGUGGAAGAGGGCACUGGAGGAGGCUAAGAGGGACCAUCCCACUAAUGAACCACACAGUCAGAAUCUCAUUUAGAUCCACAGACCAGCAUGGCUGCCACUGCUGCUGUCAGUCCCAGUGACUACCUGCAGCCUGCUGCCUCCACCACACAGGACUCCCAGCCAUCUCCCUUAGCCCUGCUUGCUGCAACAUGUAGCAAAAUUGGCCCUCCAGCAGUUGAAGCUGCUGUGACACCUCCUGCUCCCCCACAGCCCACACCGCGGAAACUUGUCCCUAUCAAACCUGCCCCUCUCCCUCUCAGCCCCGGCAAGAAUAGCUUUGGAAUCUUGUCCUCCAAAGGAAAUGUACUUCAGAUUCAGGGGUCACAACUGAGCGCCUCCUAUCCUGGAGGGCAGCUGGUGUUUGCUAUCCAGAAUCCCACCAUGAUCAACAAAGGGACCCGAUCAAAUGCCAAUAUCCAGUACCAGGCAGUCCCUCAGAUUCAGGCAAGCAGUUCCCAAACCAUCCAAGUACAGCCCAAUCUCACCAACCAGAUCCAGAUCAUCCCUGGCACCAACCAAGCCAUCAUCACCCCCUCACCGUCCAGUCACAAGCCUGUCCCCAUCAAGCCAGCCCCCAUCCAGAAGUCAAGUACGACCACCACCCCCGUGCAGAGUGGGGCCAAUGUGGUGAAGUUGACAGGUGGGGGCGGCAAUGUGACGCUCACUCUGCCUGUCAACAACCUCGUGAACGCCAGUGACACCGGGGCCCCCACUCAGCUCCUCACUGAAAGCCCCCCAACCCCACUGUCUAAGACUAACAAGAAAGCAAGGAAGAAGAGCCUUCCUGCCUCCCAGCCUCCUGUGGCUGUGGCUGAGCAGGUGGAGACGGUGCUGAUCGAGACCACCGCGGACAACAUCAUCCAAGCAGGAAAUAACCUGCUCAUUGUUCAGAGCCCUGGGGGGGGCCAGCCAGCUGUGGUCCAGCAGGUCCAGGUGGUGCCCCCCAAGGCCGAGCAGCAGCAGGUGGUGCAGAUCCCCCAGCAGGCUCUGCGGGUGGUGCAGGCGGCAUCUGCCACCCUCCCCACUGUCCCCCAGAAGCCCUCCCAGAACUUUCAGAUCCAGGCAGCUGAGCCGACACCUACUCAGGUCUACAUCCGCACGCCUUCCGGUGAGGUGCAGACAGUCCUUGUCCAGGACAGCCCCCCAGCAACAGCUGCAGCCACCUCUAACACCACCUGUAGCAGCCCUGCAUCCCGUGCUCCCCAUCUGAGUGGGACCAGCAAAAAGCACUCAGCUGCAAUUCUCCGAAAAGAGCGUCCCCUGCCAAAGAUUGCCCCCGCCGGGAGCAUCAUCAGCCUGAAUGCAGCCCAGUUGGCGGCAGCUGCCCAGGCAAUGCAGACCAUCAACAUCAAUGGUGUCCAGGUCCAGGGCGUGCCUGUCACUAUCACCAACACAGGCGGGCAGCAGCAGCUGACAGUGCAGAAUGUUUCUGGGAACAACCUGACCAUCAGUGGGCUGAGCCCCACCCAGAUCCAGCUGCAAAUGGAACAAGCCCUGGCCGGAGAGACCCAGCCUGGGGAGAAGCGGCGCCGCAUGGCCUGCACAUGUCCCAACUGCAAGGAUGGGGAGAAGAGGUCUGGAGAGCAGGGCAAGAAGAAGCACGUGUGCCACAUCCCCGACUGUGGCAAGACGUUCCGUAAGACGUCCUUGCUGCGUGCCCACGUGCGCCUGCACACUGGCGAGCGGCCCUUUGUCUGCAACUGGUUCUUCUGUGGGAAGAGGUUCACACGGAGUGACGAGCUCCAGCGGCACGCUCGCACCCACACAGGGGACAAACGCUUCGAGUGCGCCCAGUGUCAGAAGCGCUUCAUGAGGAGUGACCACCUCACCAAGCAUUACAAGACCCACCUGGUCACGAAGAACUUGUAAGGCCAACUGCGGCGGGAGGCCCUGAAGAUGCAAUCCCCCGCCUGUGUCCUCCCUGGGCCCCUGGUGGAAAGGAGCCCUGUGGCUGCCCUGGGCCUGCCCUCAGCCCCACUCCUGUUCUGCAACUGUCCCCACAGGAAGGGGCUCUGCUCCCUGUCCUCCUUCUGAAGCCCCUUGGCUCCGCCUUGGCCCUUCCCCUCACCACGAGCUCCCGGCCUGCCCAGACUGUGGACACUGGCCGUGCCCAAUGAGACGUUCUAAACCAGGACGCGUGGGAACCCUUAUUUCCAAAGGAAAAACAUGCAUUUCACUCCGUCGAGGAGCAAAGUGAGCCCCCACCCCCCACCCCAAUCCCCGCUCCCAACACUGCCGGAGUCGCAUCGUGCCAUGCCCACUCUCCUGCACCUCCCUGGCCCUGCCGGCCACUGUGGACGCCCUGGGGCUUGGCACCCACCUCUGGAGAGACUCGGGGCCACCUCCACUCCAUGUGCCCAGCCCCGCCACAACCUCUCCUCCAGCACAUUCCAGCUCUGUUUAAAAAGUAAAGACACCCACCGACUCCUCCUGAUCCCCCUCUUUUUCUAUGGAGAACGUUGCCUUAUACUCUCUACUUCAGAUGAUGAACACUGUGUACUGUGUGUGCUUUAAAGAAGUUUUAUUUAAUUGCUCCCUUCUUCCUUUCCUUGUUAUUCACCUCCCCAAUGCCUGCUUUCAGUUGAGGGUUGGGGGCAAUGAUGAGCAUAUGAAUUUUUUUCUCACUCUAGCAAUUCCCUUUUCUAAAUGACACAGCAUUUAAACUCAAAUCUGGAUUCAAAUAACAGCACCUGCCCAUCCUGCACCUCUUCCCUCUCCCUUCACCUCACCCCUGCCCGGCCCAAGCUCUACUUGUGUACAGUGUAUAUUGUAUAAUAGACAAUUGUGUCUACUACAUGUUUAAAAACAUAUUGCUUGUUAUUUUUGAGGCUUUUAAAUUAAACAAAAAUCCAACUUUAUUUUUAGUUGUAACUGCUUGAGGUAUGUUUUAUGAAUUAAGUGACAGAUUUGUUAUCCUUUAUUAACGUACUUUGUUGGUCAGCGCUGGGCUGACAAAAAUUUUUUCUUGCUAAUAAAUUUAGUUGCCUGAGGCAAAAUCUUCAACUUGGCAGUUCGGCUUCCUUUGUCUUUUCCCUUGGAGAGCUCGGAGAGGAGACUCCAGAGGAGGGAGCUGUGGUCUCUCAGAGCGAUCCACACUGGGAUCAAGAGCUAAUAGGAACUCAGGGGUUGCGAUGUUGUGCAGAUUAAGAUUGGAGCUAGCUCAGUACAUGUGUUUAAGCCCCACAGGGCCCCGAAGAGCAUCCGGCCUGAAGAGACAGGCAAGUCCGCCUCAAGCAUGUAGAGGACAGCAUGUGCUUUCACUCACCCUCGAAGGACACAGCUGGGAUUGCUGUUCUGUUCAGGAGUGGUGAGGCUCGUUUUGAGCUAUCCAUUCCCCUGCUCUGUUCCCUUUGUCACCAGCCACCUGUGUCUGCCAGCAAACAGCUUUUCCUUAGAGCCAGUCAACCCUCAAACGGCUGAAAAAGUAAAAAGCCCACGGAUCUCAGAUAGAUCCAAGUUCUCUGCCCUUCACCUCUUCUUUGUUAACAAGCAGGGGGCCUUUCCUAUCCCUACUGAAGCCAUUUGGGCAAUACUAGACCACCAGCGGAAUCUACCUUGACACAGAAGCGUCUUCCUCAGCCCCUCAGCCCUGCAUCUCAUCACUGCACUGGCAGCAGGGGGACAUGAGGUGUAUUUAUUCCUCAUGGGUGGACUGGAUGACUAGAAAACUGCCUUGCUGUGUUCUGAAUAAGGGGAUUGGUGGAGAGAAGGGGAAUAUUAACAAAGUGACCUCUUUCUGCCACAUGUUUCCCUUGGCUUUGCUCUCAGGCACAAAGAAUGAUCCUUUCCUGGGAGCUGAUUCCAAGCCAUGUGCUUUAUGCUUCCAGUACAGAAACUGACCUGACUUCCCAGCAUCAUUUGGAAAUGAAGAUGCCAGCCCCCAGCUGGGCAGGACGAGCAUGUCCCGUGUAGGAUUUGCCUUCUCCAGUGAGAUGGGGGUUCAAAAGUUAUAUCUGAUCAUCUCUGCCUCCCUUGGGAUGGCUGAGUUAAGAGCGAGAGAAUGUAUUCUGCCUAGCUGAGUGAUGGCACGAGGAAAGCACAGAAAGACUUGUGGGCAAAUUAACCCUCCUCAGGCUUUAACCUAUCCAUUAUUUGAGAGUUGCAGGGGAACUGUUGAAGGUGUGAUGUGGUCUAAGCUCACUCUGGGCAAGAGGCUCCCACAGACACCUGAUCCUGAUGGGCCCUUGAUGAAAAUCUGGGUGCAGCUCAAGGGUGGGGGUCCCUCAUGUGUGGUUCCUUCUCUGUCCUCUACCAUCCCCAGCGUCAUGUCCACCAAAGCCUAUCCCUCAUGCCCCUCCUGUCUGUCCAGCUGAGACUUGACAUUGCGCUCAUUAUCCCAGAGACCAGGAUUCCAUGCCUGGAAGAAAGGGGGACUGGGCAGGAUUUCCCUCCCAAAGGCAAAUUCAGACAUUAUAUAUACUUCAUUUUUUUUUCCUUUAACCAAACCAGCAAAUGGGUCAUCCUUGCCCUUCCUUCAAACCACCCAGUCCAUUUUCACAAUCAUCUUUCUGGCCGGGCACGGUGGCUCAUGCCUGUAAUCCCAGCACUUUGGGAGGCUGAGGCAGGUGGAUCACUUGAGGUCAGGAGUUCAAAACCAGCCUGGCCAACAUAGCAAAACCCUGUCUCUACUAAAAAAUAUAAUAAUUAGCCGGGCAUGGUGGCGCAUGCCUGUAGUCCCAGCUACUCGGGAGGCUGAGGCAGGCAGGAGAAUUGCUUGAACCCAGGAGGCAGAGGUUGCAGUGAGCCGAGAUUGUGCCACUGCACUCCAGCCUGGGUGACAGAGCAAGACUCUGUCUCAAAAAAAAAAAAAAGAAAGAAAAUAAUCAUCUUUCCAGUACCCUUUUGAGGCCCCAUGCUUGUCUGAUGACAGUGCUGAAGUUAUAGCCCGCCACACAUGACAUAUUUUGAGGAAGACAGGAUGGAGCAAGAGAAGGGUUCAGACCUAGCCCCAAGCCCAGGGUGGGUGUGUAGGAGCCCUAAGCGAAUGGAUGCAAGCUGUCCUGGUCUGAGUGCAGAGAAUGGGGUGUUCGGGUUCUCCAUUUGAGAACCACUGCCCAAACCUGAGACCCCUUUAAGGUUGCCCCUUAAAGUUUCCACACCCAGAAAUUGGGCCAAAAAAGUUAAGCUGUUGGUUAUUUCAAUUCUGAAUAAAAAUGAAGGCAUCUCUGCCUCCUAA